Ficedula albicollis (Collared flycatcher) is the source of this 1643-nucleotide messenger RNA. RefSeq names its product ZFP36 ring finger protein-like 1 (gene ZFP36L1). The coding region runs from base 94 to 1035 and encodes 313 amino acids. Gene Ontology annotation, molecular function: mRNA binding; metal ion binding. NCBI's taxonomy places the organism in Eukaryota, Metazoa, Chordata, Aves, Passeriformes, Muscicapidae. The record is from RefSeq and is a predicted model, not a curated record. The transcript has a single exon.
CCGCGCUCUCGGGGCUGCCUGGGGAUGUCGGAGGAGGCGGUGGCGGUAGAAGUGACGUGACCGGCCCUUGCUUUGUCCCCGCAGAGCACCAAGAUGUUGAAUUACAGCCCCUCGGGUGUCGGCGGGUGCCUGCUGGACAGGAAGGCGGUGGGCACCCCGGCGGGCGGGGGUUUCCCUAGGAGGCACUCUGUCACCCUGCCCAACUCCAAGUUUCACCAGAACCAGCUCCUCAGCAGCCUGAAAGGGGAGCCGGCUCCCAUGCUGGGCCCCCGGGAAAGCCGUUUCCGGGACCGCUCCUUCUCGGAGGGCGGCGAGCGCCUACUGCAGCAGAAGCAGCCCGGGGGACAGGUCAACUCCAGCCGCUACAAGACGGAGCUGUGCCGCCCCUUCGAGGAGAACGGCGCCUGUAAGUACGGUGACAAGUGCCAGUUCGCCCACGGCAUCCACGAGCUGCGGAGCCUCACCCGCCACCCCAAGUACAAGACCGAGCUGUGCCGCACUUUCCACACCAUCGGCUUCUGCCCCUACGGGCCGCGCUGCCACUUCAUCCACAACGCGGAGGAGCGCCGCGCCGUGGCAGGGAGCCGGGAGCCCGCCGUCACCGACAGACCCCGCCUGCAGCACAGCUUCAGCUUCGCCGGCUUCCCCAGCACUGCUGCCAGCGGGCUGCUGGACAGCCCCACCUCCAUCACACCGCCGCCCAUGCUGAGCGCCGACGAUCUGCUGGGCUCCCCCACCUUGCCUGACUGCGCCAGCAACCCUUUCACCUUCUCCAGCCAGGAGCUGGUCAGUCUCUUUGCCCCCAGCAUGGGGGUGCAGGUGCCCAGCGGGAGCUCCCCCACCACCUUCUUGUUCAGGCCCAUGUCUGAGUCCCCCAACAUGUUUGACUCGCCACCCAGUCCUCAGGACUCCCUCUCUGACCAGGAGGGCUAUCUGAGCAGCUCCAGCAGCAGCCACAGCGGCUCAGAUUCCCCUAUCCUGGACACCUCAAGACGCCUUCCCAUCUUCAGCAGACUCUCCAUCUCCGACGACUAAUCUGGGGUUUCCUCUUGCCCCUCCCCACCUCUAUUACAAUGUUAAGCUGAACUCCCCCCAACCUUGUCCCCAGUAGUCCAAGCUGGAUGUUAACAUGUCCACCUGCCUGCCUGACACGCACUGGCUAAAACCUUAAGUGCCAAAAUUACGAUGAGAAGCAAUAACGUUUACAAAAUAGUGCCUUUUAACACUUUUCACUGUGACUGUAUUACCUCUCCAGCUGCAGAGGGCACCAGCAGCUCUGUGCACUUCCAGAUGUGCAGGAAAUGUCCGAAUCCGGCUCCCUCCGCUGGCCACGUACUGCAUCGCCCUCUCCCAGUCCCUUCCCAAAUGGCCAGUUUCUGCUAGGCUGCAGGCAUGUGGGCGAGUGUUAACAUCCAGCCCUUUCUCCCCUCCCCUUAAAGACUAAAUCUUGCCUGGAUCCGCUCAGGUCUGCGGGAAGAAAAGCUGAGAAUGGACAAAGAUUGUAACAUGAGUGGGACUUCGACUGGGAGGAAGGAAACAAAAGAAAAGCAAAAAAACAGAUGGACUAUGAGAGACUUGAUUUUGGUGCUAAAAGUUCCCCAUGUACACAUGUGACAUCUUAAAACAAAUAAAGAAAUAGAGGG